AUGGCCAUGGCCGGCGAGAACAAGACCGACGAGGCUGGUCGGAGCGACAGCAACAACAACAAUGGGACGGCGGCCACCACCGCUGCUACAACUGCGGCUGCCAACAACAACGAUAACGAUGGCGUCGUCACUGCUGAAAAUGAUGCGGGUGAUGCCGGGAGUCAGCUCGGCUCGGCUGCAACAGAGUCUGUGGCGGCAGUGGUCGUCAAGCAGCCCGUCAUGCCGCCGAGAGUCUUUGUCACCGAGCUGGAUUCGUACAUUGGUCAUCAUGUGGCUUCCGCUCUGACGGGCAUCAUGUACGCCCGUGAUCCUCGUCCGGGUGCACUGCCGCUCGAUGACUCCAUGUCCGAGUAUGACGAGCCGCAGGGCCGCGGUCGCCGCCAGCAAAACUCGGCGCUGGCAGGCGGCGCUGAUGGCAGUGGCUCUCCGGCAGGCUCGGCCGGAGCUGGUGACAACGACGGCUAUGAAGGGUCUGAGGCCGAGUACGGCUCAGAGGCGGGGGCACCGAGCUUUGAUGAGGCGACGCUGCCGGCCAAGGUCGAGAUCAUCGGAACGGUGCGGUCCGAGGCGUCACCGUCGUUUCCACUCCCUCGCCCGGCGGUGCUGCCAGGCGGAGAGCUGCCGGGCGCGGGCGUGCCCGAGGGCGUCUCGCGGGUGCUGCCGUCGACAAUCACUCGCGACGCGCUGCUUGAGGAGGUCCGCCAGUGUGACGUCAUUGUGUAUGACCUCGUGUCCAACGUCAACGAGGCCAAGUGGCUGGUCGAAACGCUGGCUGACGAGGCCGAGAGCUGGGAGCGGCCCAAGAUGUUUGUGGCGCUCUCGUCGGUCCUCACCUGGGGCAAGACCGGGCGGUCGGACGAAGGUGACGGCGACGAGAUGGCGUUCAUCGAGGAGGACUACAAGCGUCGCAAGGCGCACCCGAACCACAAGGAGCUGCUGUAUGUGGAGAAGCUGACUACCAAGUGGUCGAAGAAGAAGGCCAACUUUAACGCGGUCAUCAUCAACCGCGGCCUGGUGUACGGCGGCGGCGAGGGCGUCUUCCACUACCUGUUCAAGAUGGCAUGGCACGGCUCGCCUCGCCAGCUGCCGGUCAUCGGGCGUGGCCGCAACGCGCUGCCGGCCAUCCACGUCCUCGACUUGGCCCAGGUCGUGGCCCAAGUUGUUGCCCUCAAGCCUGACAUCCCCUACGUGCUUGCUGUCGACGACGGCCGCAUGUCGGCCAUGGAUCUUGUCUCGACCAUUUCCGAGGCGCUGGGCUCGGGCGCCAUUAAGCGAGUCAAGCGCGACGAUCCGGUCCUUGUCCGUGAGCUCACUCCGCUGCAGUUUGACAUGCUCCACCUCGAUGUUGUCCUCGAGCCGUCGUUUAUCCGCGAGUUGGAGGACUUUGUGUGGCACGCCGAGACCGGUCUCCUCGAGGCCAUCUUUGACGUUAUCCGUGAGUUCAAGACCGUGCGCGAGCUCACGCCGCUCAUGUUCUACAUCCAGGGCCCGCCGGGCGUGGGCAAGUCGUACUACGCCGCCCGCAUUGCCCGCGAGUACAAGGUCCACCACAUCCAGACCGAAGACGUCAUCUCCGACUACCUCGCCAAGCUGACGACCUCGCAGGACCCGGCCGAUGCCGACAUGCUCGACGAGAUCCGUGAGGCUCGGGCCGAGUCGGAGAACGGCCGCAUUCCCGACGACCUGCUCGUUGCCAUGUUCCGCGAGAAGCUCUUCUCCAUGCCGUGCCAGAACCAAGGCUUUGUCCUCGACGGCUUCCCCAAGACCCUGGCCCAGGCCGAGGAGCUGUUCGCCGCCGGCGACGACGACGAGUCGACCUCGGUCGCCGACGACAACCUGGAUGGUGUCGCCAAGGACAUUCUUCCAACCAACGUCGUCAUCCUCGAGGCCGACGACGAGUUCAUCAAGGCCCGCAUGCGGGCGCUACCUGAAGCACAGGUUACAGGCACCCACUGGACCGAGGACGGCGUCGCUCGCCGCCUCGCCUGGUUCCGCGAGGCCAACACCGACGAGGAGAACGCGUGGGACUUUUUCGACUCGCGCGAGAUCCUCCCGCUGUACAUCACCAUCAACGAGACCACCGAGCCGUCUGACGUCCUUGCCGCUGUCAAGAAGCUCGCCGGCAAGCCUCACAACUACGGUCCCACCAAGAAGGAGCUUGCCGCGCGUGCUGCUGCCAAGGCUGAGGCUGCUGCCGCCGCCGCUGCAGCCGCCGCCGAGGAGGCGCAGCGCCAGGCGGCUGCCACCGCCGCCGCCGAGGCCAAGCGCGACGCCGAGUGGACGGCCCGUAACGAGGUCAUCCGCGCCGAAGAGCAGAAGGUCCUUGAGCUCCAGUCGCAGCCGCUGCGCGAGUUCCUCAUGACCCACGUCAUGCCCACCCUCACCGAGGGCCUCAUCGAGGUCUGCAAAGCCCGGCCCGAUGACCCAGUUGACUACCUCGCCGAGUUCCUCUUCAACCAGGACUCGCGCGCCGUCAUCGACUCUGAUCCCCACGACGGCUAGCCGUCGAUAAACCCACCACCCACCCACA
This is a messenger RNA of Thecamonas trahens ATCC 50062, 2530 nucleotides long. Its product is annotated as Ak7-A-prov protein. The transcript has a single exon. Lineage: Eukaryota; Apusomonadida; Apusomonadidae. The coding region runs from base 1 to 2502 and encodes 833 amino acids. Gene Ontology annotation, molecular function: ATP binding; AMP kinase activity. Gene Ontology annotation, cellular component: cytoplasm. Gene Ontology annotation, biological process: nucleobase-containing compound metabolic process. The record is from RefSeq and is a predicted model, not a curated record.